AUGCCCUUUCUCCAUUCUUCUCUUCACCAAUUCCAAACUCCUUCUUCUUACUCUCAAUCUCACUCAUCAAACCCUCUCACCUUUAACCAUAACCCUAACAGAAACGGUUACAUCAAGUUCCCAACAACUCACCGUGAAAAUCUCCGUUAUCUAAAAUCCCUAACCAUAAUCCAUCCUAACAACCUCCCUCCCCCCGACGCCGUCCACCACAUCCUCACCACCGUCACUUUCCUCAAAUCACAUUCCUUCUCCGACGCCGACAUCCCCCGUCUCCACCACCACUCUCCCAAACUCUUCUCCACCACCUUCAACCCCACGGACCUCUCCCCCGUCUUCAAUUUCCUCUCUAACGACCUCCUCGCCACCAAUGAAGAAUCCCGCGGCCUCAUCCUCCGCUGUCCCAACCUCCUCUUCACCGACCCCAACCACAUCCUCAAACCAACUCUCAACUUCCUACACGAAAUCGGAAUCCGCGGGUUAAACAAACCAACGAACCGGAACGCGCAUCUGUUGAACACGCGCGUGGAGAAGCUGCGGCUGAGGGUGAGAUUCAUGGAGGAGGUGGUGGGGUUUUCUUACGACGAAGCGGUUAAUGCAGUUGUGAGGCUGCCGGCGAUAUUGGGAUACGAUGUGGAGAAUAAUUUGUGGCCCAAGUUUGUGUAUUUGGUGAAAGAGAUGGAGAGGGAUUUGGAGGAGUUGAAGAAGUUUCCUCAGUUUUUUGGGUUUAGUUUAGAGAAGAGGAUUGUGCCAAGGCAUUUGCAUUUGAAGGAAAGAGGUGUUAGGAUUCCUUUGAAUAGAAUGCUCAUGUGGGGGGAUCAGAAAUUCUAUGCCAAGUGGAAGUGA
Messenger RNA from Vicia faba (fava bean), 843 nucleotides. The record is from the annotation of a GenBank genome assembly. Lineage: Eukaryota; Viridiplantae; Streptophyta; Magnoliopsida; Fabales; Fabaceae.